AUGGCUCUCAAGGCGGCGCUGAUGGUGGUGGUGUUGGGAGUAGCUCUCGCCGACACCUCCGACCCCUACAGUGUUCAACCUGUCCAUAGUUCUGUAUACAAGCAGCCGGGGAUGCCACACAACUUCGCAUACAAUGUUAGGGACGACUACUCCCGCACCAACUUUGGACACAGUGAGAACUCCGAUGGCAACACUGUCCGUGGCUCCUACAAUGUCGACCUUCCCGACGGACGCAAGCAGACGGUUAAUUACGAGGCUGACCACAACAAAGGCUUCACAGCUGAUGUACAGUACUCUGGUGAGGCUCACCAUCCCCGCAAUUACAAGCCUCCUGUCACCUACAAUUCACAACCGUCAUACCAACACACGCCCUCACACACAACCCCAUACUACCCCAAAUAACAUCUUACACACUUAAACCUACCAGGAUUGUUACUGCUCAUUUGUUAAAAGAUUUUACUCACUGUUAUGUUUUUAAUAUUAAUAAACUG
This is a messenger RNA of Procambarus clarkii (red swamp crayfish), 491 nucleotides long. NCBI's taxonomy places the organism in Eukaryota, Metazoa, Arthropoda, Malacostraca, Decapoda, Cambaridae. The record is from RefSeq and is a predicted model, not a curated record.